Doryrhamphus excisus (bluestripe pipefish) is the source of this 3696-nucleotide messenger RNA. The record is from RefSeq and is a predicted model, not a curated record. Lineage: Eukaryota; Metazoa; Chordata; Actinopteri; Syngnathiformes; Syngnathidae.
GCUGGCGGCAGCUGCGCGUGUGUGUGCGUGUACCUUCGAAUCUCGGCGUCGUGGCGUCUUGGGAUGUUGCAAAACCUCUUCUGGGUGACGACGCGGGGCGGGGAGCCCGCUUGUCCCGCUCGGGUGGGGGCGCAUUGUUAGGGUUGUUUAUUUUUUUGGAAGCAUCUUCCAAGAGAGCAUCCCGCCCGGAAGAGAGGACGCUGCAACCUCAUCAUCGUCUGGAUUUUUUUUUUUUUUUUUUGGGAGCGAGAGCAUCAGCGGGACAUCUUUUUUCUUGAUUUUAUUUUUAGUCAUUCCCCCCCCCCCCCCAACCCACCCCUCACUCUCACCCCCCCACCCGGUUGUGUUGGAAUGUGGGAGGCUCUCGGCAGCGUCAGCGCUGAGCAGACAGCUUGGAGAAAUGUGAUCCAAAGCCGGGUGCACAAGGAGCAGGAUCAUGCGUUGCUUUAGCGGAUUAAUCCGCCCCUUGUGAUAGCACUGCAUGACAACACCCCCCCACCCACCACCCAGCGCCCCUGCCCCCCCGGCCCCCUGCCUGCUGCACUUUGAAUUGUUGCUGUUUGCAUCUGGACAACAACUGGAAUUCUACUCCAUCUCUUUGUUGGGAAAAGACGCAUCAAGGUGGUUAAAAGAAGCAAAGGGAAUUGUUGGGAGGAGUCCCGAACGAGACAGGAUUUGGGGCUCUGCGGGACCCUGACGGGGCAAAAGCUGCGGGAUCAUCCUGCAUCUGGGAAUGUCAUAUUUUCCUGCGCAAGAACCCCCAGCACACACACACAUAUACACACACACAUGAAGACGUGGUGAGGCGUUCAUGCUAAGUAGAAAUUGUUCGGAAUUUUGCUGCAGCAGCACCGCCGCCGGACGCCAACCUUUCCUCCCUUCCCACCCUUGUCUCUUUUCCCUCUCCUUCCACAUCCCUCUUUCUUCCUCCCCUUCGCCGACUGGCGUCUUCCUGCUGGAAACGUUUUCGAAGUUGAGCGCUGGGCAGGACUCGAGGCAGACUAGUCGUUCACGCCGGCUCAUCCUUGUCUGGAAACCCCUCCUGUUCUCUCCAUCCUCGGAAUAGUCGUGUGUUACUUAAGGGUGGAAUUCCAAUAGUCAGCGUUCCCUUCUGUUCUCCUACAUGUCCGUCGUCGAUUGGAAUCUGUGUGACACAUGCCGCCCAAGACUACCGCGGGAUUAACCCCCCAUGAGCCAUAAAGGAGCCCAGGGCAGGAUGAGCGAGUGCUCCGGGGCCACCGGAACCGGGUCAGUGAUCCUGGAGGAACCUGAGGGAUUGGGGUCUUCGGGGGUCCGCGGCGAGGGCCAGGCCCGAGAUGAGGGCCCCUUUCGUUGUGCACUUUGGCCCCGCCAGCAGACGUGGCUGUGCGUGGUGCCCCUCCUCAUCGGCUUCAUCGGCUUGGGAUUGAGUCUGAUGCUGCUCAAGUGGAUCGUCGUGGGAACCGUGCGGGAUUACGUGCCAACGGACCUUGUGGAUGCUAAUCGAAUAGGACAGGAUCCGAUUUUCCUCUCCAAGCCCAGCGGGAUUCCUAAAGGUCCCGAAACUACCACCGCAACUGCCACUCCGACAUCUGACGAGCGGAAUGUCACGCCUAAAACGGUGACGGCGGUGAAAGGCAGAACUCGAACCACUGCUACCACCACCACCACCGCUAACCCGAGAGGGGGCGCGGCCUCAGGUAGCCUAGCGACCCCUCGUAUUCCUGGAAAUCGUAACGGACGCGUUCCGGUGGGUUUUACGACAAUGGCGACCCCCAGAAACGGAGAACUGACAGCAAGUCCGUCUCCGUCCAAUCCGACCGUGCUGCACGACUCCACUCAGAUGUGGACUUCGGACCAGACCACCACCAAGGUCACGUCUACUACAACUACCACCCGCAGGCACGGACACCGCAAAACGCCAUCCCCGACCGUCCCGCCGCUGCACUCGGAGCACUUCAAGCCGUGCCACGACAAGGACUUGGCGUACUGCCUCAACGGGGGCGAGUGCUUCGUCAUCGAGACGCUCAGUGGGCCUCACAAGCACUGCAAGUGUCGAGAAGGCUACCAGGGGAUCCGCUGUGACCAGUUCCUGCCCAAGACCGACUCCAUCCUGUCUGAUCCGAUGGACCAGCUUGGCAUUGAGUUCAUGGAGAGUAAAGAAGUCUACGAGAGACAGCUGCUGUCAAUCACAUCCAUCGCCAUGGCGAUCGGCCUCCUGGGUGUCCUAUGUGUUGCCCUCUACUGCCGCAACAAGAGGCGACGAGAGAAGCUCCAAGCUCACCUGAAGGACACACAACACCACCUGAACAACUACACACACACUCAGUAUUCCAAAGGGGGGGGUGUGUGUCGCCACGGUGACGUGUGUGAGUCGGGCUCGGCUGGCAUGAGGAACGCAGCAACCGGCGGCAUCAAACACACUCGGGGAGCUCAUUGGUCCGCCCACGGCCGCAAGACUCCGCCCAUUACUAAAGGACGUUCCAAGAGUUCUGGCCCCGCCUACCAACACCUCCAGGAAGUGGAGCUAACUGAGAAGGAAGCAGAAGAAAGGAUGGUCCACCAGGGGAAGCCCAGACCGGACGCCGUUCGAAAUAUGCAAUCAUCAGCGGCUGUCCGAGCCGACCACACCGGGACGCCUUUGGACUCGCACGCCGGCGCACCCCGAGGCCCGCAGAGGACAAACUGCGUCCGCUGCCCCACCGUCACCUCGCGCUCCGCCUCCAUCCCCAUCAUCCCCUCGGUGCGGGGUCACCACGACGAUGAGCUUUCUUGUAUGCAAACCGCCCCGGCCGCCGCCAUGAUGUCAACGGAAGAAGGCAAGCAGCGGCGGCGGCGACGGGAGGAGGAGGACGCGGCGCUCCUGCUGGAGGAGGCGCAGGAGCAGCUGAGGGCGUUGGCGCACAGGAGGCAGGGAGACCACGCCCCCGCCGCGCACCAGGCCAGAGAAACUGUCUGCUUCCUUAACCUUCAUGUGGGUGGAGCCGUGUGUGACGGACCGGCCCACACCCAGUUGCUAAGCCCCGCCCCUCACAGAGACCUGGGCCAAUGAAAAGACGAGAAAACACACCAUCUCUCUCUCUCUCUCUCUCUGUGUGUUGCUCUACUCGUCUUCUGUAAGACAAGAGCGCUUAAAAAAAAAAAAAUCAUAGAAAUAUGUUGACGGACACCAAGAUGGCCGCCACCGCCGCCGGAACGAAAUAUUCCCGCGCAUUUAUUUCCCGGACAAAAGAAACACUGGACCAAAAGAUACCAAAUAGUCCGUCAAUCCAUGGUGGUUGUCCGUGUACAAAGAAUAUAUGAAUAUAUAUAAAUAUCAUAUCAAUAUAUGGAAUUCUAAAAGUCACCAACAAAAAGGAAUGAUACACGUCUUUCUUUUCUUCUUCUGCUCCGUUUUUUUUUUUUUUUUUAUCCAAACCCUCACCUUUCCCUUCUCGCACAGGAAGGCGGAGCCUCCCGGACGAUGCCCCGCCCCACGUCCCCGCCUUUUUCCAAACUUGUCAGCCAAGAAUCACAGCGUGUUGCUAACCAUCACGCGGGACUCUUGUGUUUGCACAAGGAUGUAAGGACACAAGGACACAAGGACACAGGGGAGGAUAAGAGGAAGCACAUUUGGGAUCGUUUUCAUUUGAUUUUUCCAUUCUCGUUGGUGAUGAGCAGCGCCAUCUUGUGGCCUGUUUGGCUGUUGAAAGAAGAAAUAAAUGUCUCUAUGUUGUA